GUGACAUACGUCUCGUACUCUUCCCAUAGUCGUCCCGAUAAAAUCACACGCCGCGCAAAUGGCCAUCGAGCUCAUCCCUAUCCCCAUCCCCGCUUCUGCGGAUGCCUCAAAGUUCCAGCAGAUGGGCCGUGAAGUCAAGGGCGUUGAUCCUGGAAACAUGACGCCCGAGCAAGCGAAAGAGAUCGAGGAGGCUCUAUACAAGCACGACAUUCUACUCUUCCGAGAUGUCCACAUGACGCCGGAGCAACAGUACGCGUUGACCAAGGCAUUCGAUCCUGAUUCCGAAGCCUACGGGCACGGUAACAACAAGACAGGAGAGACGAAGAAGUCCAUCUUGCACCCUGACCUCAAGACUAUUCCGCGCGUACCUCAGGUGCAACUCAUUGGCAAUGGCACCGUAUACAACCACGAGGGCCUGGCAGAGGCCAUGUUGAAACAUCCUACGCACACGACCUUCCAUAAGACUCGUGUUUCUCCGGAGGACGAGGAGAAGGGAAUCACGCGCUUUUAUCGCUGGCACAUCGACGCUGCACUGUACGACCUCAGCCCGCCGAAGGUGACGACGUUAUAUGCGAUUAGGGUUCCGCACGGCACGGAACAGACGUGCAGGUACGAUGACGGUACCGGAGACGAGCUAGCGGUGCCGUUGGGAACGACGGCGUUCGUGAGCGGACAGACAAUGUUCAAUAUCUUGCCGCCGGAGCUGAAGUCGGUUGCAGUCCGCGCCAAAGUCAAAUACGCACCGCACCCAUAUGUGUGGAUGGCACCUGCACAUGCGUUACCUACCGGUCUCGGUAUCGAGGCCGAGGGGUUGGAGCUACCCUACGAGGAAUUACCGCCUUGGGAGGAAUCCAAGAUUAAGACAUUGCCUAUCCUAUGGAAGAACCCUCUAACUGGCGAACUAUCCUUCCAAGUUCACCCAUGUGGUGCAGCUGAGAUCAUCGUCGAUCCGCUCCCGGCUUCCGCAAAGAGGGAAGGCGCCCUAUACCCCGAUGGAGCACAUCUGAAAGACUUGAAGGAAGUGCGAGAAUUGCUUUACAAGAUGCAGCGGCCGGGAAUUGCGCCUCCGCUGGUCUACCCUCACGACUGGCGUGAGAAGGAUUUGGUGCUAUUCCACAAUCGCGGAUUGCUGCAUACUGUGGUAGGCGCGUUCAAGAAGGAUCAGGUGCGCGCAUUCCACCAAUGCAACCUCGCCGCAAGCGCAGAUCCCGUCGGCCCCACGGCCGACGAUGUAGCCAAGUGGGCCUGAGCAUAAUGUGGCGGAGUUGCUUCAUCCCAUCCGUCUUCACUGUGAACUUGUAUUUUGUAUUUGAAACAUCUUGAGAGGCUUAGUGGCUGGAUGUAGUUGUAAUGACGACCCAUGUGAUGGAAUCAGCGUAUAUAUAUCAUCGCAAACCCUGAUCGAGACAACCCGAGCAAUGGUUGCAUAUAUUACUCGCAUAGGUAACAAAAAGCAAGCAGUAGUCAGCAACUUGCCAUCGUCGGACAAUAUGAUGCAUCCCAGUGUGAUAUCCCUCAUUUACAAGAGGGAAAUUGGCAGCCCUCUCGCCUUCGUCAUCCUAACAUCCGGAUUAAAGCUCACAUGGGCUUGCUGGGGAGUUGGGUGAGCAGAAUCCCAAAGCGCUUUUUGAUAGUGACGCGGUGUCGCGAGAACUUGUCAUCGGGCGAAAACCGGGCAGGAUGCGCUGACUUCGUGAUUUUGCCGCUCGCCGUUACUUUCUUCAGUGUGUAUAUCCGGUUGCCGUCGCCGUCCAGCGUGUACAUGAGAUGCAUAGUGGGCGCACG
Molecule: messenger RNA, 1785 nt
Organism: Punctularia strigosozonata HHB-11173 SS5
Lineage: Eukaryota; Fungi; Basidiomycota; Agaricomycetes; Corticiales; Punctulariaceae
Product: Clavaminate synthase-like protein
Exons: 8
Coding region: 59-1249 (396 amino acids)
Molecular function (GO): oxidoreductase activity
Source: RefSeq, a predicted model, not a curated record